Budorcas taxicolor (takin) is the source of this 480-nucleotide messenger RNA. Its product is annotated as prolactin-inducible protein homolog. The coding region runs from base 1 to 480 and encodes 159 amino acids. Gene Ontology annotation, cellular component: extracellular region. Gene Ontology annotation, molecular function: aspartic-type endopeptidase activity. The transcript has 5 exons. Gene Ontology annotation, biological process: regulation of immune system process; proteolysis. NCBI's taxonomy places the organism in Eukaryota, Metazoa, Chordata, Mammalia, Artiodactyla, Bovidae. The record is from RefSeq and is a predicted model, not a curated record.
AUGAUUCUCUGGACCAAAAAUGCAAAUCAGAAAAGCGUGCGUGCUCUUCAGUUUCUGUUCAAGACCAGCCCGGCUAUCCUGCUCCUCGCUCUCUGCCUGAGACUUGGGUCUGGCGCAGCUCAAGACCUAGUACAGGAGGUGAUUUCAGCAAAACUGACAAUUGAUCCAGUUGAAAACUCAACUAACUAUUACGACGUAACAGUCACAGUUAAAAGUAAUGUGGCCAAAUGCAUAGUGGUUAGAGUCACGCUCGAGGCCUCCAACAACAUCAUUUUUCCUUAUGGUAAUUUUAUUUACACAUCCUGUCUGUGUGAGUUCAGUACAAGAAAUUUAUUUUGGGAAAUACAAGCAACAGAAAAUGGGAUCAUAAAAGCAAAAGUUGAAGUUGUGUCAGAAGAGAAUAUAUGCCCUUCUGAUGAGGAAAUCUACAUCAUUGUUUACAAAAUUUGUAUCAAGCGUGAAAUCAUCAUAAUAUGCUGA